AUGCAUUCAACUCGUUUAAAAUAGAUACAAAAAUGGGUGUAAAAGCUAAAAAGUCCAACGCCGAUGCGGUAUACUCAAAAAAGUCAGGGAAGACUAGUAAUCCCUUCGAUAGUGCAAUAUCGCAGACUUCUAAACGUCUGAAUCCGUUCGAUGUACACGUGAACAAAGAGAAGUUUAAAAUCUUGGGCCGGAUUUGCAAACAUGACCGAGGCUUACCUGGCGUGUCUCGUGCUAAAGCGUUAAAGAAGCGAGCCGAAACAAUUGGCAAGCAAUAUGAGGUCAAGCACAAAACCAAUAAAUUUAGGGACCACCGCAUUGGCAAACACCUUACCGGUGAGCAGCUGACCGAAUCUGUAAUGAAUGCACGGUAUUUGGCUGAGAAACUGUCUCAGGUGCGCGCCUCAAACAAAGCGCAGAAAUUUAACCUGAACGACGAUGAGCUACUGACGCACAGGGGCCAAACGCUAGAGGAGAUUGAAAAGUACAGAGACGAGCGCUCCGAUGACGAGGAGCUUGAGGAUGAGGGUCUCGACGCUGAGUUCACUUCUGCGGCUCACUUCGGUGGUGGAGCGGACGCCACACAAGAUCGUCAAACGGCUAUAGAAGAAAUGAUAAGUGAGCAGAAACGUCGCAAGAUCGAAAUCGCCAAGGAUAAAGAUGAAGUGCAUGAUCUGACCGAGAAGUUGGAUGCCAACUACAAGGAUUUAUUGUCGCUGGUGGCAAAGGCCACUAAGGAUGAACAGAUCGCGAAGCCGCCGCCUGAUGACUAUGACAAGUUAUUAAAAGAGAUGAUCUUUGAACCGCGUGGCAGUGUCACAGACAAACUGAUUAAGCCGGAGGAUCUGGCAAAACAAGAGGCUGCUCGCCUGGAGCAACUCGAAAAUGAACGUUUGCGUCGCAUGAAAGCGGAUGAUGAACAGCCGGAAACAACUGUACAACCUCAUCGUUCUGCUGAUGAUUUGGAUGAUGGUUACUUUGCCACUGGCAUCGAGGAUGAUGCCGACGAUACCUUAGCAUACGAUUUGGAUGGCAAUCUAGGCACGCAUCUGAAUAGCAAAAAGGACACUUCGAAGGUGCAGAGCAAUGACAAGUCUGAGGAUGGCUCUGAUGAUGAGGGUGGUGAAGAGGAUGACGAUGAAGAAGAAGAGAGUGAUAGUGAUUCCGAAUCUGAGGCAGAUAACUUAAGCGAUCUGAAGGCAACGGACAGCGAGCCAGACUCAGAGUCAGAGCAAGCUCCACAGCCCAAAAAAACUAAAAGCAAAUCCCAAAAGCAGAAAGUUUCCGAAACGAUUGAAACCAGCAUACCGUACACGAUCAAAAUGCCCAAGACAUACGAGGACUUCGCUGAGCUGCUGGCCAAGUAUACGCCGGCACAGCAGGUUACAGUUGUCGAGCGCAUCAUCAAGUGCAAUCAUCCCAAGCUAGAGGGCGUGAAUCGUGAGGAUGUUGUCAAACUCUUCGGCUUUUUGCUGCAUUACAUUAAGGACAUGUUCGAGGAUGCCAGCGAGCUGGACAUUGGCUCGCAUUUUAAAUUAGUCUCCCAGCUAAUGCCCCACUUACAUGAUCUGGUCCACCUGAACAUCGAUCGCAUGUCGAACACAUUGUUGGAUGUGAUCAAGGAAAAAUACGCCGAGUUUCGAAAAAAUCAUAAAAUAUACUCCACACUGGACACACUCAUCUAUUUUAAGAUCGUCUCGAAUCUGUAUUCCACCUCGGACUUUCGUCAUCCGCUGGCUACGCCAACGUACAUUUUUAUGCAGCAUAUGCUGUCAAGAGCGCGCGUGCGCACACGCCAAGACAUUGCUAUGGGCCUGUUCGUAGUCACCAUUGCACUGGAGUUCGGCUCGAGAUCGAAGCGUUUACUUCCUGCUAUUUUCAAUUUCCUGCAGGGCAUCGUCCACAUGGCCAUACCCAAGCGGCAGCAGGAGCGUGUAGAGAUUGCGCCGCCAUUCGAGCAAGAUGGACCCUUCAGCAAACUGUUGGCCAUUCCAGUGACGAGCGACACUAAAGCCCUCCAGCCACAAAAGCUGCAGCCUGCAGAUCUGGUUACACAGACGAUAGACGUCGACUUUAGGGUGCGCGCAUUGGACUCGACUUUAUGCUUACUCAAGCAAAUAUUUGAGGAGCAAAUGGGCGAACAUACUGGUGCCUGCUAUUUAGCUGCUCCCUUUUUGCCCCUGAUCGAGCAGCUGCCCAUGAAUCUGUAUCCUGAGCAUGUGCAGCAACAUUGUGCAGAGGCAAAGUCCACAUUGAAGUCUGUGGCGGAGCAGAAAAUGAAGCCUCUGGCGCCGCCCGACAAGAAGCCAAAGGCCUUGCGGCUACUGGAGCCUCGCUUCGAGAUGGUAUACGACGAUAAACGAAGACCCAAGAUGUCUAAGCAGAAGGAGGAACGCGCCAAGCUGCUGCACAAGAUCAAGCGCGAGAAGAAGGGCGCCAUCCGGGAAAUCCGCAGAGACACGGCCUUCGUGCAAGAUCUCAGGCUCAAGCAACAGAUACAAAGCGAUAACGAACGUCGCGAAAAGGUUAAACGCAUCUACCAAGAGGCCUCCGUGCAGCAGGGCGAACUCAAUGAAUUGGCGCGCGCCAAGAAGCGUAAAAAGUUCUAAGCUCCAAUCGUCCAUAAGAAGUGCAGACGCAAAUGAUGUUAUUUUUUUAAUAAUUAUAAAAACAAAA
Molecule: messenger RNA, 2673 nt
Organism: Drosophila arizonae
Lineage: Eukaryota; Metazoa; Arthropoda; Insecta; Diptera; Drosophilidae
Product: Nucleolar protein 14 homolog l(3)07882
Biological process (GO): maturation of SSU-rRNA
Cellular component (GO): Noc4p-Nop14p complex; small-subunit processome; nucleolus
Source: RefSeq, a predicted model, not a curated record